GAAAGCAAAAGGACGAAAAUCCCUUCCGGUUUCUCUGCGCUCGCUCGUCCUGUCCGACACCGCGCCGCCUCUAUGAACAAACCAAUGACAGCGCCACCGGUCUCUCUGGCGGACUCAUUUCAUAUCAACUUUAAUCAAUGAUUGGUUAAUAUGUUCUUGGAGCUAAAUUAUUUUGGAAUGUGUGCUGCAGCUAUAGAAUCAGAAGAUGAGGUCCCAUCACUUUUGUGGGGUUUGAAUCCAAUCUUUUCAUCCUAUGCAAGACUAUACAUUAAAGACAUAUUAGAAAUGAAAGAGUCUAAACAGGUUCCAGGUAUAUUCUUUUACAACAGACAUCCAAUAAGACAAGUAGAUAUUUUUGGUACGGUGGUUCUAAUAAAAGAAAAAGAUUCCUUUUAUAUUUGUGGAGUGGAUGAUGGCACUGGUGUAAUAAGCUGUACCUGCUGGAAAAAUGCUUUAGCAGAAAAGAAAAAAAUGUCAGAUUUGGAACCUCAGCCAAGUACUUUAAGUGGUAUGAAUCUAACUGACUUGAUAAGAAAUCUCCAAAUAGCAAUUCGAAAAAAAACAAUUCUGGAAAUUGGUGAUCUAAUCAGAGUCCGUGGUUGCAUUCGAAUUUACAGGCAACAACGGGAAAUCAAGGCUUCUGUGUAUUAUAAAGUUGAUGACCCUAUGUAUGAAACUCAAAUUUCCAGAAUGCUAGAACUUCCUCGUUUAUAUAGGGAUAUUUAUGAUAAGAUAUUCCAGUUCCCAGAAGAAACACAAUGUAAUCAUGGUGCAUUAGAUGAACUGGGUUCUGUCAUGAAUCUGAGUAAAAAAAUAAGGGAUUUUCUAUUGAGGAACAAAAUUCAGAGCUUCUAUAUGCAGGAAUUAGAAACCAUUGAAGAUUUGGUAUCAUUGGCCAAAAGAGAUGAACUUGGUACCACUGCUGAGCAAACAGAUUCCAAGGCUGGUCCUUGCUCCAGACUGAUUAGAAAGUCAUUCACGGAAGCAAUAAAGUUAUUGCAGAAAAAUGGUGUUCUUUUUCAAAAAUCAAACACUUCCCAAAAUAUGUAUUAUGUUACUGAACAGGAUACAGAAUUGCACAAAGUAACUCUUGAAGUUAUCAGAGAUGAUUGUAAGAGACCAAAAUAUGCUGAAAAGGGGUGCCAUCUUCGUCACAUACUCAGUUGUAUUCAGCAAAGCUAUAAUCCUUAUAUCACUGAAGCUGUUGUCCAUUGUCUCCUUGAUUGGUUGGAGAUCAACAGUGAAGUUGUCACGACCAUGGAAGAAUACUAUAUAGUCUUUUAAUCUAAGGGAAUGGAAGCCUGGAGCCAAACUUUAUUAUUCAGUGAUCUAUAACAUCACAGAUUUUACUAUGUACCUGCUGAGCUAUUUUUCUAAUUUAGAAGGUGAUGCAGAAUACAAAUCAUUUUAUUUUGUAGUAUUUUUAGUAAAUAUCAUUGUCUGAAGCAUUUCUACUUUGUCUAAGAGCAAAAAAUACCAAGCAGUCAUGUAAAAGUAUGCUGCAACUGCCCCCUUGUGGUGGGAUAGAAUUAAAGAGAACAAACUUCGCCUUUGGACCCCAUAGUUAAAAAAAACCCAACAGAAAGCAUGUACAGGAAAGAGCAACUUUCUGCCAGAGACCAAAAACACAAAAGUAAAAAUCCAAAAAUGACAAUACAAAAAAACUGAAAAUGAUAAGUCAAACAAAAUAAAAAAAAUAAUAGAUAGAGGAAAAACUUGACAUAGCCAAGAUAUUUAUUGAACAGUUUGUGGAUAUAAUUCCUCAUUUAGCAAGGUGUAGUGUUUUGGACACUGAAGAAUAUCAGAGAUUCCUUAUUUCAGUUCUGUGUUAUAGCUCCCUCAAAGCUUAUUGAAAUUGAGAAAUAUUAUAUCGAGAAGCUAUGCUAUUUAAAAUCUAGGAUAUUUUUUUCCAUACAAAUUGAAAAACAUCCAGCAGAAUUAAAAUGGUGAAAGAACUAUCAAUUUAUCCCAAACUCUAAGGUCACAAUUUCAUAUGAACCCUGAUAGAAACAGUCCAGAUUCCAAUUACAAGAAAGAACUGGCACAGUCAGGCAUUCAGAUAGUAUUUUAAAAAUGUUGAUUGGAUUUCUUUAUUAGUUCUUACUUAUUUGAAGAGGCAAAUCUAAGGAUAUUAAUGUCAAUAGGCAUAUACUUAUUGCCUCUUCUGUCUGUAAAGUUCAAAAUUAAAUAAAUAAGUUUGGGCUCGAUUAGAACCACAUUUCUGUUUCCACCACAAUAUAGAGAAUGAAAAAAUGAUUCCUAAAAGAGCUAGAGUCAAUUGUGGUAUUAUUUUAUUUUGCAACAAUGAAUUUGGUUGAAAAUGCUCUUUUAUCUCAAGAGAGUUGACCCAUUAGAUUGGUUCAUACCAGCAGUUGAUGGACCCAGAUUGGUUUCAGAGGGACUGGGAUAUUCCUAUUGGUUUGCUGCACAGUCCAUCUGAAGUUUCAGUUGCCACUUGACAUAAGAGGGCGGUUGAGGCAUUGCACCUAUGCAAGCACUCCCCUUCUUGUGGAGCCCAUUAGUCCCUGUAGUUCACAGAAGAGUUAAGGGAGUUGAAAUGAGAGAAGAGACAUCUAGAGUGUUUUUGGAAUUCAACAGGGGACAAACUCAAUCAAACAUGGAUUUGAGUCACUAUUAAGACCUGCUUUGUGAUAGUAUGGGUGGUAAAGCAUCAGUACCCUCUUUCCCAUUUCUUACCUAAAUAAGCAGAAUUCAAAUUCUGUUUCAUUGUUCUCUCUCGAUGCUAGCAUGUUUGCACAUUACUCAUCCUUAGUUAAAUAAAUCAUAGCUAAUUUAAUUAAGUUUUCUAGGUUCAUGUUAUUUACUAGGUUCACAUGAUUAACCAGACUUGCUACUUUGCUCAACAGAGUAUUGUAAAAAAAAAAAAAUGGCUUGUGGGUCCAUAUGUCACACAAAUUCAGCCAUGUUUUCACUAACUGAAUUAUUUUAGGAAGCCAGUGUAAAGAUUGUAGCUAAAAUAAUUUAUCCAGGAGCAAUAUUGCAAUGUAAUUAUGGAACUAUUUUAGUCAGUGUCCUUUAGGGAAGGAUAACCCCUUCCUGCGGGGGGGUGGGGGAGCAAAGAUAGGUUCCUAAAAUGACCAGAUUUUAACACAUCCUUUCAUCAGGUUUUCAGUAAGUAAGAGUUGUGUUCCAAGUGAUGCCAUCAGUUGAGAGUAACUUGUUUUAUCCACAAAUAUGAUUUUGGCACCAAAAGCCCUUGGUAUGUCUUUUAAAAGCCACUGGACUUCUUACAGUGUAUGAUAAUCAAAUCCAUAAAUCCAAAGUGAAAAAAAACCUUCAAGUCUGCUGUCUUGAUGGAAGCUGUAUAGAAGACAUAUUUCCUAAAUAAAGGUUCAGAUAGUUUUCUUAAAAUUUUAAUAUUUAACUUUUAAAUUAACAAGUAUUUUCUUAUUUAAUAUCUACUGUAGCUGAUAAAGGGGAAGUUUAGUUUCCCUUUCUUUUGUAAUACAGUAUCAGUUGUUCAUAAAAACAAUUUAGUAAGGAAAAAAAAAAUUCUGUUAUUCUGGAAUCUAAAGCUGUGGAUCCAUUUUAUUAUCAUGUAACGGCAAAUCUUAAGGCAAAUCUUCAAUACUCAAGGACCGGAUGAGACUUGAUGACAAAAGCGCAACAUCAUGCACUUUUAUUCUUCCAUAGAAAUUUGAUGGUAAUCUGUAUUAUGAGUUGGUAAUUAUCUAACAAGCAAAAGUAACCUAACCUGCAAAUAUGUAUAUUGCCACAGUGUGGUACUGUUGAAACAAACUUGGAAAACUAAUACAGGAGUUUCUUUAUAUAUAGUGAAACUUAUAUUUUGUAAUGAAGUUUAUGUAUUUAAAUGUUUAAUUAUUUAAAUACAUAUUUAAAUUUAAGGUGAGUUAUGUUCAAAAUAAGAGCUGUAUGUACUUCAUGAUUGAGAGAGAUAUGCUUCUUGAAAUUUUAGUUCCUAUAUUUAAAAAAUCUUGUUAGUAUUUUUAAAAAUUUCCUUUGUAAAAGCACACAGUGAAGAGCUUUAAUAUUAUAUUUAGGAUACAUCUUUCUACUAAACCACAUUUUAAAUAGGUUUUUUUUUCUAGUCUGGUUUUUGAAUUUGUGUUUUAUAUAUGUAGAUAUAGUGAAUAUAAAAAGUAUAUACCUCUGAAAAUUCCAGGUUUAUCAGAUGUAAAAAAAUCUGAUCAAGAUAAAUCACUUCAAAAUUAUUUUAACCUUUAAUAUAACAUAUAAGCUGUACAAUAGAAAGAUAUGAGUCUUAUUAGAGAAAUAUUACAACCCUUUACAUUGUACCUGUUUUUUAUUUGAGCAUAUCCUUUUUUUGCAAAAAUUAAUGAUAUUUAUUUAUUUAUAAAAUUUACCCAUCUCAUGGUGAUUUAUCAUAACACAGUGGAGGCUGUUCUUAUUAUUUUCCACCAUUUCCUGAUUAAAUUCUCAAUUUGCAAACUUUGUAACUUGCAAUAGAGCUGGAUUAAAUCAAUAUAUUCUUCCCUAUGGAUACUUUCAUAUACAAUGUAUCAUUUUCUCUUCCUCAGUAAAAUAAAACAGUAAAACAAUUUUGCAAAUUCCUUCAGAACCUAGAGUUUAAUUCAUUUCAUUUUAAUUUGAUGUAAAUAUCUGGCUUUCCCCACCUAUAUUUCACUCAGCUAUAAAACCCAAUCACCGUGACAGGUGCAAAGGAUUGGGAAAGGAGGGGAUAGCUUAACACUAAUUUUUAAUUUUAUUAAAAGCCAAAUAAAAAGGUUUUGUUGGGUUUAAGUUCCUGUUGAAAUAAGAUGGUGAGGGGUAUAAACUAAUAGUUUAUGAUUUUGUCUGUAAAGGUAACUUUACAUCAGCUGAUUUUAAUCAAACCAAUUUAUACAUACACUUAAUCUACACUCUUCUGAAUAGACAAAAUCUGUAACUUUACUCCCAACGACUUGUGUUUUAAAUUAUGUAUUUCAGUAUUGCCUUGGAAGCUUAGACUGGGAUUCAAUUGGAUGCCAUACAAAAUAUGCUGAAAUUAUCUAUGUGCUUGUAAUUAAAUUAUUUAAACAAAAAUUUAACUAGUU
Molecule: messenger RNA, 5036 nt
Organism: Notechis scutatus (mainland tiger snake)
Lineage: Eukaryota; Metazoa; Chordata; Lepidosauria; Squamata; Elapidae
Gene: STN1
Product: STN1 subunit of CST complex
Biological process (GO): telomere capping
Cellular component (GO): CST complex
Molecular function (GO): single-stranded telomeric DNA binding
Source: RefSeq, a predicted model, not a curated record